Messenger RNA from Diaporthe amygdali, 1284 nucleotides. Its product is annotated as endo-1-4-beta-mannosidase C. The record is from RefSeq and is a predicted model, not a curated record. The transcript has 3 exons. Bases 1 to 1284 code for a protein of 427 amino acids. NCBI's taxonomy places the organism in Eukaryota, Fungi, Ascomycota, Sordariomycetes, Diaporthales, Diaporthaceae. Gene Ontology annotation, molecular function: hydrolase activity, hydrolyzing O-glycosyl compounds.
AUGAGAUUAACGUCCCUCCUCCUCGCCAUCGCGGCAACAGCUUCUGCAGAUGACCACAGGCUCAGACGCCACAGGCUCAGGGCCAGGGCAGACACCAGCAACCUGCCCAUCACGCGCGAUGGCUCGGCGCUCCUGCUGAACGGGGAGCCGUGGAAGGCGGUCGGGCCCAACGUGUACUGGCUCGGGCUGGACGAGAACGUUAUCCCGCCCGCGGGCGAGCCGUUCUACAGCCCCUCCAACGCGAGCUACCCGACCAAGGGGCGCACCACGGAGGUGAUGGCCAUCGUCAAGGCCCUGGGCGGGACCAUGAUCCGCGCGCACACGUUGGGCGUCAGCACGGGGAACCCGCUCAGCGUGUGGCCCGAGGAGGGCGUGGUCAACGAGCAGGCGUUUGAGAGCAUCGACUGGGCUGUCUUCCAGGCGCGGGCGUUUGGCCUGCGCCUGCUGGUGCCGCUCACUGAUAACUAUGAUUACUAUCAUGGUGGCAAGUACAACUUCCUGCGCUGGGCCGGGUUCAACCUCACGCAGGCCGCGGACGCGAAUAACCCGCUCAUCCAGCAGUUUUACACCAAUGAGACGAUCGUGGACUCGUUCAAGGAAUAUAUCCAUACACUGCUGACGCACGUCAAUCCCUAUACGAAUCUGACGUACGCUGAGGAUCCCACGAUCUUUGCCUACGAGAGUGGGAACGAGCUUGCGGGCCCCGUCUGGGCAGACAUGAAUGUCCCGACUGAGUGGGUUGAGCAUAUUGCCGCCUAUGUGAAGAGCCUGGCACCCGAGAAACUGUUUGUUGAUGGGACAUACGGGGUGAACCAGACUCAUCUGGGAGCGGAGGAUGUAGACAUAUUCUCGGACCAUUUCUAUCCGAUCAGCAUCGCGAAGCUGCAGAAGGGCUUGGACCUAGUUGCUUCAGUCAACAAGAGCUACUUCGCCGGUGAGUAUGACUGGGUCGGGUCCACGGACGGAGGGGCCACGCCCAACGGCGACUCCUUGGCCGACUGGUUCAAGGUCAUUGAGCAGAGCUCGGUGGCCGCUGGCGACGCCUUCUGGAGCUUGUUCGGGCAUAACGUUCCUGACUGCAGCGUAUUUGUAAACCAUACCGAUGGCUUCACAUUGCAGUAUGGCAACCCUGAGUAUUCGCCUUACACGGAUAGCCGUAUCCAGCUUAUCCACCAGCAUUCCGUCAAGCUGAGCCAGGGCGUAAAUAUUAGUGCGAAUGCCUCCUUGCCGGUCGUGCCUUGCCCGGCUUCCCCGGAUGGAGGUAGCCGUCUCUUCAAGAGGUAG